Phycomyces blakesleeanus NRRL 1555(-) is the source of this 206-nucleotide messenger RNA. RefSeq lists its product as hypothetical. The annotation marks the transcript as partial. The record is from RefSeq and is a predicted model, not a curated record. Lineage: Eukaryota; Fungi; Mucoromycota; Mucoromycetes; Mucorales; Phycomycetaceae. The transcript has 2 exons.
AUGUUCCAGCAAGUCGUCAACAUCCUAUGGUACAAUGCUUACCAGAAUACUUUUUUUUUCUGCGGCGUGGGGAGUAUUUCACUUGGUGAGAAUGUGCUGGUAAACAUUUGCAUUCAGAAGAUGAAGAAUAUUUCGUUGCUUGGACAGGAGUUCUUUAGUGAACAGAAGAAAUAUCGCAGCUCAAUUGUGCGGGUUAUGUUUUUUUG